Messenger RNA from Naumovozyma castellii, 651 nucleotides. RefSeq names its product Duo1p (gene DUO1). The record is from RefSeq and is a predicted model, not a curated record. The transcript has a single exon. Bases 1 to 651 code for a protein of 216 amino acids. Lineage: Eukaryota; Fungi; Ascomycota; Saccharomycetes; Saccharomycetales; Saccharomycetaceae.
AUGUCGAAAGAACAAUUGGACGAUUCUACAAUUAAUAAGCUAAUUCCACAAAUAUUUGCCCAAAUGCGGUCUAACUUUGAUACUGCUACGAGCAGUUCCAGUAUAACGGAUUCAAAUCAGGUACAUAGAUCCAAUAUAACAACGCAGUCAUUAUUAAAUGAAUUAGAAUCCCUGGAUAAAAUUAUAACAAUGGUUCAGAAUUUAGACAAAACUUUAAAGAAUGCCACUCCGAAGCAUAUUGAUAGGAUCCAUCACGUGUGCCAAUCAACGAAUACUAUUUUGGAUUCUUGGAUCAAUAUUCAAUCACAAGCUGGGUAUAUUAAUAGGUUAAUGAGUGAUCCAUUAUAUUUAAAGUUUGCACAUGAGCAACUGGUUACUGGUGAUACUACUACUGCUGAUGAAUAUUUGAAUUUGGAACAAGAAGAAGUAGAAAAAUUGAAGCGCCAAUUGGAGUUGGAACAACAGAAGAAACAUGCACAACAGAAUGUUUCCAACUCAUCAUCAUCAUCUCGUGGAAGAGAAAAGAACAGCAUCAAUAAAAGUAAUAGUAAUAUUAGGCGUUCUGUCCCCGUACGGUCAAGACCAUCGGGUAUACCGACUCGUUUAGCAAGACCAACUGCAAGCAGUUCUCGAAAAAUGUUUAGAGAAUAA